CCUUGUGGCCGCCGCCGGGCGGGGCCAGGGCCAGGCGGCGCUGCUCCUCACCGCGCGGGGAGGAGGACGCUGGCGAUGGCGGCGGCGAUGAUGGGGAGGGGGCUGUAACUUCAUCUGUGGCUUCUCCUCGGGCUGCGCCUGGGCGAGGACCUCCCGCCAGCAAGGCGGGGAGGCUGCCGCCCCCGAGCAGCUCGGCCCGCGCCGCGCCCCGCCCGGGAGGUGCCGUCUGCCGUCCAGGGAAGCCCCCGCCGGUCUCUGUGUCCCUUCUGUCGCUCCGGGUAAAGAAGAAUGUCCUUGUUUAAAGCUAGAGACUGGUGGUCCACUGUACUUGGAGAAAAUGAAGAAUUUGACCAGGGCUGCCUGUGUGUGGCUGAUGUUGAUAAUAGUGGCAGUGGACAAGAUAAAAUUAUUGUGGGCAGUUACAUGGGAUACCUCCGAAUCUUCAGUCCACAUCCUGUGAAACCUGGAGAUGGAGCCCAAGUUGAAGACUUGCUCUUGGAGGUGCAGUUGAAAGAACCGAUAUUGCAGGUGGAAGUGGGAAAGUUUGUUUCGGGUACUGAAGGACUUCACCUGGCUGUGCUGCAUUGCCGAAAACUCUGUGUGUAUGCUGUCUCAGGAACUCUGGGGAAUGUGGAACAUGGGAACCAGUACCAGAUUAAGCUGAUGUAUGAACACAAUCUUCAGCGAACUGCCUGUAAUAUGACUUAUGGUCCCUUUGGUGGUGUCAAAGGGCGAGAUCUGAUCUGCAUACAGUCCAUGGAUGGGAUGCUGAUGCUGUUUGAACAGGAGAGCUAUGCUUUUGGCCGUUUUUUACCUGGUUUUCUCCUGCCUGGACCCUUGACUUACAGCUCUCGGACAGAUUCUUUCAUUACGGUGUCUUCUUGUCAACAGGUUGAGAGUUACAAAUACCAAGUGCUGGCAUUUGCGACAGAUGCUGAUGAAAGACAAGAAACAGAACAGCAGAAACUUAGUUCUGGGAAAAGGCUUGCGGUGGACUGGGUUUUAAACAUCGGAGAGCAAGCUCUGGAUAUUUGUGUUGUCUCCUUCAAUCAGGCAGUUUCCUCUGUUUUUGUCCUCGGUGAGAGAAACUUCUUUUGCCUUAAGGACAAUGGGCAAAUUAGGUUCAUGAAGAAGCUUGAUUACAGUCCAAGUUGCUUCAUUCCCUACUGUUCAGUGAAAGAAGGAACAAUAAACACUCUGAUUGGAAACCACAGUAAAAUCUUGAAUGUUUACCAGGAUGUUACGCUGAAAUGGGCCACUCAGCUUCCCCACGUUCCUGUGUCAGUGAAAGUAGCAAGUUUGCAAGACCUGAAGGGUGUUAUAGUCACCCUGAGUGAUGAUGGGCAUCUUCAGUGUUCCUACCUUGGAACUGAUCCUUCGAUCUUCCAGGCUCCAAAGGUUGAUUCUAGGGAGAUAAACUAUGAAGAAUAUGAUGCUGAAAUGAAGGAGCUUCAGAAAAUCAUCAAGGAAGCCACAACAGCACAAGAUAUUUUGCCCCAGUCUGAAAAACACAGAGAUGUAAUUGUCACAGCAGAAGUUUCACCUGAGUUGGAUGCAGAAUCACAGGCCAUCGACAGUGAGGUGAAAGCAGAGGCAGUACCAUCAGUCACAGUAAAGAUAACAAUACAGAGCAGAGUGGCUGCACAGAAACCAAACCUGACAGUGUGUGUACAAGCUCCAUUAGCUGUGACCUGUGACCAGUUCAUCUUGGAUGAUUUAGAACAAGAUUCAUUGGAAACUGUGGUGGUGUCUGUCUUUUUGAAGGGGAAUUGUUCUCCCUCAGAACUAGAAGGAAAUUGUCUGCUCUCAUAUAAUAUACCCACAGAGCUCAAUCCUGAAGGAAGACCAAAAGUUGCACAGUGUGACUUCAAGCUGCCUCUGCGCUUAAUUUGCUCUCCAGCUCAACCUUCCAAAGCAGUGAAACACAAGCUGACCAUUGAUAUCAAUAAACCUCCCAUCAGCUUUCUCACCCUUUUCCCAGACUUUGUUGAUCCAUCUGAUGAUGACCAGGCAAAUGUUCUGGGAUUUCAGUUUUUAGCUGGUUCAAAAACCACUCUUCUUGCUUCAAAAACAUCACAGCGAUACAGAAUCCAGAGUGAUCACUUAGAAGACCUUUGGCUGAUAACAAAAGAGCUCACACAUCGUCUGGAAGAACAUUUCAAGAAGCAAAACUGCAAAGACUUUGCCUGUACCUUUUCUGGCUCAAUUCCCCUGCAAGAGUAUUUUGAACUGAUCGAUCAACAUUUUGAGCUCCGGCUGAACGCUGAGAAAUUUCAGGAGCUGCUCUCUGAAAGGGCUGUGCAGUUUCGAGCCAUCGAGCGGCGACUGCUGACACGCUUCAAAGACAAAACUCCUGCUCCUCUUCAGCAUCUGGAUACCUUGCUGGAAGGGACAUUCAGAGAGGUAAUAGCUCUAGCAGAUGCAGCAGAAGCAAACCAAGCCAACGUGUUCCAGGCAUUCACAAAGUUGAAAAGUGCCACCCAUCUGGUGAUUAUGCUGCUUAGCCUCUGGCAGAAGCUCAGCACCGACCAAGUCGCUAUUCUGGAAGCUACGUUCUUGCCAUUAGCAGAAGACUCACAAGAGCUGGGCUGGGAAGAGACUGUGGAUGCUGCCAUUUCUUACUUGUUAAGAACCUGUUUGUCUAAGAGUUCUAAGGAGCAGGCUCUGACAGUCAGCAGCCAGUUGUGCAUGCCCAAAGACACGAGCAGACUGAAGAAAAACAUCACCCUCUUCUGUGAUAGAUUGGCCAAAGGUGGUCGCCUCUCCUUGGGUACAGACUCAGCCACUCAGCAGGCUGCUGUCGUGCCAGGUGGCUGUGUUCCGAUCCCUGAGUCUGAGCUGGAGGAGAGGACGGUUGUACCUGGCUCCACAGCAGCGGGUCCCACUCACAGGCAGAUGGCAAAGCAGAAAUCCAAGCCUGGUUUGUCUGGAGAUGCAGCAGAGGAAGCAGAAAAGCCAUGAAAUCCCAAGACAACCCUCAGAAGGAAUUUCUCUGAUGUCAAAUGCAUUUGUAGUGCAGCAGUACUGAUCCCAUUGUGCUCUGUACCGAUUGCAGCUUCCAGAAGGAGAGGACUGUGCUAAUUUAAUACCAAAACCAACCAAAGAAAAAGUUCAAUUCUCCUCAUUCUGGUUGGGUCUCCAACUACUAGAAUCCUUUCUUUGAGCAAAGUUUAAGCACUCACCCAAGUGUGGUAAGGGUGUUGUGUUAUGUUUUGCAAUACAUCAGCCCUUCCUAAGGAUUCAGUUGAUUGAUCAAAGACUGUUUACAUGUAGUUAAAAGACAACCUUUGUUUCAGGAUAUGUUUUAUCUUAAAAAAAAAAGAAGAAAAGAAAAGAAAAAAGAGAGAUUCUGAACUGUACCUCCCUUGGAGAUUAUAUUCACAUUUGUUAUAUCACAGUUUUGACACGAGAUAACUAUCUCGUUUCCUCCUGUACUAACAGUCAUGAUUCCAGACAGCUGAAUUCACCACCAGAAGAAAAAAACCCCUGGUGAUCCAUCAAACUUUCUUUCCCCCCACCCACCCCCCUCCUCCCUUCUCACUGCUUAUACAGACUUCUGCUCUCUAGAGAUAGAAAGUAAAAUAUGGUUACUGGAUCUAAAGGGCAAACCCUUUUGCCAUUAACUAUGUCACUAUGAAUGUGAAUAAAGUUUACAGUGUCAGUAGCUUGGGCACAGCACAGCACAUGGA
Molecule: messenger RNA, 3689 nt
Organism: Dryobates pubescens (Downy woodpecker)
Lineage: Eukaryota; Metazoa; Chordata; Aves; Piciformes; Picidae
Gene: BBS9
Product: Bardet-Biedl syndrome 9
Exons: 23
Coding region: 289-2961 (890 amino acids)
Biological process (GO): cilium assembly
Cellular component (GO): membrane; BBSome
Source: RefSeq, a predicted model, not a curated record